Molecule: messenger RNA, 453 nt
Organism: Haliotis rufescens (red abalone)
Lineage: Eukaryota; Metazoa; Mollusca; Gastropoda; Lepetellida; Haliotidae
Product: octapeptide-repeat protein T2-like
Exons: 2
Coding region: 1-453 (150 amino acids)
Source: RefSeq, a predicted model, not a curated record
AUGGGGCAGGUCGUGGAUUACCUGGCUUUGCCUAACUACUGGUUACGAUUUACGAUUGCUAAACGCCAGAGAGUGGAGGAAGAAACGGCGACAGACAGAAGGAGGUUUGUGAGAGAGACAGUGAGAGACAGAGGGCGGAGAGAGGCAGUGACAGAGAGGGCGGAGAGAGGCAGCGACAGCGGGGAGAGACAGAGAGGGCGGAGAGACGCAGUGACAGAGAGGGCGGAGAGAGGCAGUGUGAGCGGGGAGAGACAGAGAGGGCGGAGAGAGGCAGUGACAGAGAGGGCGGAGAGAGGCAGCGACAGCGGGGAGAGACAGAGAGGGCGGAGAGAGACAGAGAGGGCGGAGACAGGCAGUGUGAGCGGGGAGAGACAGAGAGGGCGGAGAGAGUGGGGAGUGACAGAGAGGGCGGAGAGAGUGGGGAGUGACAGAGAGGGCGGAGAGAAGCAGUGA